CUUUUAGUUUGGCCCGUUGAGUGAAACCCUAACGUACGCCAAAGUCCGAUCUUUGUUCCUUAGUGCGGGGCGGGGCUGCGCGGAAAUACAUGGACCGCCGGCAAAAUGUUUAAGCUGUUGAUUCAACCUGUAAAUGCUGCUUGCAAAUAUGAGUAGGUAAAAGGUAUAAAUAAACGUCAUUCUCAACAAUAUAUUUCAGACCUUACACCAUCCAAUCCAGUUCCCAACUAUAACUCCUCACCCUUACCACUCUCUUACUCUACCCAAGAUGCGUUCUUCAAUCGCUUUACUCAUCGCUUCAGCUUCAGCAGCUGUUUUGAUCGCAACUCCCGCUCGUGCUUAUGACUUCCGUCAAUUGGUAAAGUAUAGCCACCAAGAAUACCCCACCUCAAGUGACUUCUGUAAUGCAUGGGAUACAGCCUGCAAAGAAUACGUUCCAAAAGAUCAAUCUCUCAAAUAUGAAGGAUCAACUUGUGAACCUGGAGAUUACCAGGGUAAACAUGCAAAGACAGAAGCAUUGGUUGAUUGCGUCUUCGACCACAAUGGCGAUGAACAUGAACCACAACCUGUCACCCAUCACAUCGCAGCAAAGGUUCAUGCAACAUACUUGGGCGAUAAUAAUGCUUGAUCAUGUGACUUUGAAUCAAUUUUAUGUAUGUUAUGAGACACGAAGAAUAUACAUACAUUCUACACAAUAUAGUGAGAUCGAGCAAAAAAGGAAACAAUAGUGACAAUGAAAACCAAUUAAUGUAUGCUGAAGUGCGAGCAU
Messenger RNA from Meira miltonrushii, 769 nucleotides. RefSeq lists its product as uncharacterized. NCBI's taxonomy places the organism in Eukaryota, Fungi, Basidiomycota, Exobasidiomycetes, Exobasidiales, Brachybasidiaceae. The transcript has 2 exons. The record is from RefSeq and is a predicted model, not a curated record. The coding region runs from base 269 to 628 and encodes 119 amino acids.